Phytophthora nicotianae INRA-310 is the source of this 1846-nucleotide messenger RNA. RefSeq lists its product as hypothetical. The transcript is spliced from 5 exons. Gene Ontology annotation, biological process: primary miRNA processing. Lineage: Eukaryota; Oomycota; Peronosporomycetes; Peronosporales; Peronosporaceae. The record is from RefSeq and is a predicted model, not a curated record. Gene Ontology annotation, molecular function: heme binding; primary miRNA binding; double-stranded RNA binding. Gene Ontology annotation, cellular component: microprocessor complex. The coding region runs from base 78 to 1568 and encodes 496 amino acids.
GUGUGAUUGGAUAAAACUUGAUCUGCACACUUUUCAUUUCCAAGUUAUUGAAAUUGCUGGGCGACAAGGUGUGAGCGAUGCAUGCUGGCGCUGAGAGCGCCGAUCACUUGGACAGCCUCGCGUCUGCCACAGGACUCAUGCAGCUUAGCUCGGCGGUGAUUGCAUCUGACGCUGCGGACUCCAGCAACAACAGUGGCGGCGUCAACAGCAGAUCAAAUUGCAAUAGCAAUGAUAAUUCCUCAUUUGCAGACGCUUCGUUGCCUCCGGGUUGGCAACGAAUCAUUCACGUAUCGGGUCUACCCUGCUACGUUCACGGUGGCUUGGGAGUCGUUUGCUGGACGCGGCCGUAUCCAUUGGAUGUUGGCAGUGACGGCGCACUGUCGCAGCCGGAGUUGCAUCGCCUCGUGAAGCAGCACGUGCCGCCUCUGAGCAUUUUCACGUCUGGAUCGAACGUCGCUGCACGGAGACGAAAAGAAAGUUUGGGCGCAGCAGAUGCGGCAACUCCUGCAACAGCGUUGUAUUCUCACGAACCCAGUAGCUUGGAGCAGAUUCAGACGAAGAAGCGCAAAUUGGAUCCAGUGGCCACGGAACAGAAGGGAAAUGUUAUUAAGCAGCAGUCGAUGACUCUGGAAGAGUUCAAGACACUGCCCAUUGGCGAUCCCCGUGUUCUCCAGGCAUGCAUGGAGCUAUCGAUCAAGACGCCAGCCCAAGUUCUUCAAGAAUACCAGAACCGGAACCGUGGUGUUUCAAUUAAUUACAACACGAUGCCCGUGGAGGGAGAUGGCGUGAAGCUCUUUAAAACAAUUGUGACUGCCGGCAGCACAGUUGCAGAGGGCGUCGCCUCAACGAAGAAAAUUGCCAAACAGUUAGGAGCGCAGCAAUUACUAGCGAUGCUGCACGAGCGCACAGCUCGAAAAUACUACGAAGUAGCGGAAAUGUACAACAGCUCUAUGAAGGGCCAGCCAGUUACCGCCGAGUCAUCCUCCUACAGACCUGCAACCGCGCAGCGCAACGAUGGAAGGGGUGGACGUGGUGGUAGUAUGGAUCCUCGGCAGCAGCGUAGUGGGAAUGGCUCGAAUCGGAUGCGACGGUCUCGUCGAUCGCCUCCUACUCAGGACUAUGAAGCUGGAUACCGCGACUAUGAAGGUGAUCAACGAAUGAAUGCGCCACCUCAUUGGGGUGGAUACAACCAGCAGUCUAUGCAGCAUGCAGUACCAUGGGCUGGUGGAGGUCCGCCGGGUGAGAUGGGUUUGGACAAUAUUGGACCUGAGCGUGUGGUAGUUUAUUCUCAAACCCCGGCCGGAAAUGUGGGCAAUUAUGGUGUCGGGCAAUACUACAACAACGCUGGAAAUGUGUGGGGCGGCUAUCCGAAUCUCAACCACGCACCGCAUCCGAAUUUGCCUGGAACAUAUUCUCAGCAGCAGUAUAACGCCGCCUAUGGCGAAACUCAGGCGCCUGGUAACAGGCCGUAUGGUUAUGGCAAUUAUCCCUCGCGAUCGUCGGAACGCCCGAACACCUCAACGCCCAUCGAAAGAGUCACGGUGCGUCGUCCAGAUCCUGGAGCUUGAGUACAUCUCUAGUUCAUUCAAAAUAGGCAUUAGCUUGCUGACUUGGGCGAACUCUGUUAAUACUGCAGGCUAAUUUACGGAACCAAAUGUCAAACCAGUGAUCGAAGAGAGAGAAACACACGGCUUAGGUAAAACGAAGGACGGGAGUGAUGAAGCACUCGAGGUGCACUUAACCAUACCAGUAGUUUUGUUAGCGCCUAAAACUUCGCUCAUCAUGUGUUCUUUAUAAAUUGCCACGAUAUUUAUGCCGUCCGGGCUCUUACUUCGCUAUCAUCAGA